This is a messenger RNA of Pangasianodon hypophthalmus (striped catfish), 3800 nucleotides long. Its product is annotated as myosin-6-like. Gene Ontology annotation, molecular function: DNA-binding transcription factor activity, RNA polymerase II-specific; RNA polymerase II cis-regulatory region sequence-specific DNA binding. The transcript is spliced from 27 exons. Gene Ontology annotation, biological process: regulation of transcription by RNA polymerase II. Lineage: Eukaryota; Metazoa; Chordata; Actinopteri; Siluriformes; Pangasiidae. The coding region runs from base 1 to 3237 and encodes 1078 amino acids. The record is from RefSeq and is a predicted model, not a curated record.
AUGAAGAAGACUCUGAUUGAGAAGGAGGAGUUACUGAAGGUCUCCCUGGCAGAAGCAGAGGAGAAACAUCAGAAGGCUGUGGAGACCAAUGCCCAGCUGGAGGCCAAAAUAUCUGACCUGAUGUACCAGGUGGAGACACUGCAAGGAACAAUGCAGGACAUGGGGAACCUGCUCUAUGAGACUAACAGGGAGUGUGACCAGCUAACGAACGAACGUGAGCGAGAGAGGGAGGCUCACAGCAUCCUCCAGGCGGAGAGCGAUGAGAUGAAGAAGACUCUGAUUCAGAAGGAGGAGUUACUGAAGGCCUCCCUGGCAGAAGCAGAGGAGAAACAUCAGAAGGCUGUGGAGACCAUUGCUCAGCUGGAGGUGGAGAAGUCCAACCUGACAUACCAGGUGGAGACACUGCGAGGAACAGUGCAGGAAUCGGGGAACCUGCUUUCUGAGACUCACAGGCAGUGUGACGAGCUAACGAACGAGUGUGAGCGAGAGCGGGAGGCUCACAGCAUCCUCCAGUCCGAGCACAACGAGAUGAAGGAGAAGCUAAAACACUGUGAAGAGUUACUAAUGGAACGUGAGCGAGAACGGGAGGUUCACAGCAUCCUCCAGGUGGAGAACGAUGAGAUGAAGAAUACUCUGACGGACAUUGAGGAGUUACUGAAGGUCUCCCUGGCAGAAGCAGAGGAGAAACAUCAGAAGGCUGUGGAGACCAAUGCCCAGCUGGAGGCCAAAAUAUCUGACCUGAUGUACCAGGUGGAGACACUGCAAGGAACAAUGCAGGACAUGGGGAACCUGCUCUAUGAGACUAACAGGGAGUGUGACCAGCUAACGAACGAACGUGAGCGAGAACGGGAGGCUCACAGCAUCCUCCAGGCGGAGAACGAUGAGCUGAAGAAGACUCUGAUUCAGAAGGAGGAGUUACUGAAGGCCUCCCUGGCAGAAGCAGAGGAGAAACAUCAGAAGGCUGUGGAGACCAUUGCUCAGCUGGAGGUGGAGAAGUCCAACCUGACAUACCAGGUGGAGACACUGCGAGGAACAGUGCAGGAAUCGGGGAACCUGCUAUCUGAGACUCACAGGCAGUGUGACGAGCUAACGAACGAGUGUGAGCGAGAGCGGGAGGCUCACAGCAUCCUCCAGUCCGAGCACAACGAGACGAAGGAGAAGCUAAAACACUGUGAAGAGUUACUAAUGGAACGUGAGCGAGAACGGGAGGUUCACAGCAUCCUCCAGGCGGAGAACGAUGAGAUGAAGAAUACUCUGACGGACAUUGAGGAGUUACUGAAGGUCUCCCUGGCAGAAGCAGAGGAGAAACAUCAGAAGGCUGUGGAGACCAAUGCCCAGCUGGAGGCCAAAAUAUCUGACCUGAUGUACCAGGUGGAGACACUGCAAGGAACAAUGCAGGACAUGGGGAACCUGCUCUAUGAGACUAACAGGGAGUGUGACCAGCUAACGAACGAACGUGAGCGAGAACGGGAGGCUCACAGCAUCCUCCAGGCGGAGAACGAUGAGAUGAAGAAGACUCUGAUUCAGAAGGAGGAGUUACUGAAGGCCUCCUUGGCAGAAGCAGAGGAGAAACAUCAGAAGGCUGUGGAGACCAUUGCUCAGCUGGAGGUGGAGAAGUCCAACCUGACAUACCAGGUGGAGACACUGCGAGGAACAGUGCAGGAAUCGGGGAACCUGCUUUCUGAGACUCACAGGCAGUGUGACGAGCUAACGAACGAGUGUGAGCGAGAGCGGGAGGCUCACAGCAUCCUCCAGUCCGAGCACAACGAGAUGAAGGAGAAGCUAAAACACUGUGAAGAGUUACUAAUGGAACGUGAGCGAGAACAGGAGGUUCACAGCAUCCUCCAGGCGGAGAACGAUGAGAUGAAGAAUACUCUGAUGGACAUUGAGGAGUUACUGAAGGUCUCCCUGGCAGAAGCAGAGGAGAAACAUCAGAAGGCUGUGGAGACCAAUGCCCAGCUGGAGGCCAAAAUAUCUGACCUGAUGUACCAGGUGGAGACACUGCAAGGAACAAUGCAGGACAUGGGGAACCUGCUCUAUGAGACUAACAGGGAGUGUGACCAGCUAACGAACGAACAUGAGCAAGAGCUGGAAGCUCACAGCAUCCUCCAGGCGGAGAACGAUGAGCUGAAGAAGACUCUGAUUCAGAAGGAGGAGUUACUGAAGGCCUCCCUGGCAGAAGCAGAGGAGAAACAUCAGAAGGCUGUGGAGACCAUUGCUCAGCUGGAGGUGGAGAAGUCCAACCUGACGUACCAGGUGGAGACACUGCGAGGAACAGUGCAGGAAUCGGGGAACCUGCUUUCUGAGACUCACAGGCAGUGUGAUGAGCUAACGAACGAGUGUGAGCGAGAGCGGGAGGCUCACAGCAUCCUCCAGUCCGAGCACAACGAGAUGAAGGAGAAGCUAAAACACUGCGAAGAGUUACUAAUGGAACGUGAGCGAGAACAGGAGGUUCACAGCAUCCUCCAGGCGGAGAACGAUGAGAUGAAGAAUACUCUGACGGACAUUGAGGAGUUACUGAAGGUCUCCCUGGCAGAAGCAGAGGAGAAACAUCAGAAGGCUGUGGAGACCAAUGCCCAGCUGGAGGCCAAAAUAUCUGACCUGAUGUACCAGGUGGAGACACUGCAAGGAACAGUGCAGGACAUGGGGAACCUGCUCUAUGAGACUAACAGGGAGUGUGACCAGCUAACGAACGAGUGUGAGCGAGAGCGGGAGGGUCACAGCAUCCUCCAGUCCGAGCACAACGAGACCAAGGAGAAGCUAAAACACUGUGAAGAGUUACUAAUGGAGUGCGAGCGACAGCGGGAGGCUCACAGCGUCUUGAAUUUCGGGUUUGAUGAGAUGAAGGAGACUUUGAUGCACAAUGAGAAGUUAUUGAAGGAGUGUGAGCGAGAGCGGGAGGCUCACCACAAGCUGAAGUUGGAGUACGAUGAGAUGAAGAAGACUCUGACCCACAGCGAGGAGUUACUGAAGGUCUCCCUGGCUGAAGUUGAGGAGAAAUAUAACAAGGCUGUGGAGUCCAUUGCUAAGCUUGAAGCUGAGAAGUCCAACCUGAAGCACCAUAUGGAGACAGUGCGAGACACAAUGCAAGACAUAAGGAACGUGCUAUCUGAGACUGACACUCCGUGUGAUGAGCUAACAAACAAACAUGGCGUACCUCUUGGAUCCAAGGAGACAACGAGUAUUGAGAGAGGAAGCAGUGUGAGGAGAAUUGGAUCCACAUCGAAAUCAUUGUGAUUCAUUGUGAAAUCGGGUGUAUGAGGGGUGAAAAUAAGAAGAAUUUAAUUUGAAGUAAAAAGUCAAGCUGGUCUUAAUUUUAAAAAGUCAAUCGAUUUUACAAAAUUGAAGAUUAUUUAAUUAAAAUAGUGCACAUUUCCUUAUUUAUCACCACAUGUCCUUUAGUGUUUUCUCCAAAAGGAGUUAGCCUGGGAGCAGUGCCCCAGUGAAGAGAUGAGGGUGGUCUACAUAGCCCUCAAAUUCUUUGUACAUAUUCUGCGCUUUUCGGACAAAAGGGUAAAGUUAGUCAUCAUGGAUGCCUUCCUCAUUAUCCGAGGUCAUCAUCACCUUGGCCUAGAAACAGGCCAGACAGCCAACCCAAGCAGAGACAGUGACUGAUUAUACAGGUGUUAAACACUGCCCCCUGGGUUUCCUGUCCCGUGCCGACCCAGUGUAAACUCUGCAAGAAGCUUUUUAUCAAAUCUGUACUGCUUGUACACGGCUUCACAUUUUUUUCAGCUUGAUUUUUAACUUUCCAUGCAUUUUUCACCUCUCAUACAUCAUAAGCUACAAGGAAAAAUAUA